AUGGCUCAGCCAGGGAAUACAGAACAAUGGGACACGGCCUCUGCGGGCGGCUCGCCGGUCUCACAGCAGCAGGCCGCUAACAUCUAUUCACCAGGCAGUGCAUCAAACGCUUUCGAGGGGCAGGUCGCAGCGAACGGUUCGCAGCUCCCAAGGAAUGAACCGGCUAGUGACUUAGCUGGCCAUUCGGCCGUUUCCCAGGCCACAACGUCUACGUCCUUAGGCGCGCCACCCAACCCACGAAGCUGCGUAACCUGUCGCCGUAGAAAGGUCCGCUGCAACAAGAAUCACCCUUGCUCUAACUGCGUCAAGGCGAAGAUUGAGUGUGUAUACCCUAGCCCAGGAAGAGCUCCGAGGAAAUCGAAGAAGCCCCGUGAUACCGAAUUGCUGGCACGUCUCCGGACCUUAGAAAACAUCGUAAGGAACCUGGGUGGGCCGGAAGCCAUAAGUGGCACUGGGCCAAUUCUGUCAAAUGAGAUCAGCCCUGGCCAGAGUCCAAAUAAUAAGCAGCAAGAGCGAGAGACAGACGGCUCUGGCGCUGUGCAGCAAAAUGCAGCUAUCAAGAACGAAGACCCGGGCGUGAGUGAGAUUGAGGAGAACAUGGGAAAGUUGAUGGCCGGAGAAGGAGGUAGUCAAUAUGUCAGCCAUCGAUUCUGGACGAGCUUUGGAAAAACUGUGGACGAUUUGAAAAGUAUCCUCGACCCUUUGUAUUCAGAUGAGGAUGAAGACGACACUCUCGACGAAUCGGUGUUCGAUGGGGCAUAUGGUGUGAAUCAUGAUGGGUUCUUAUUUGGCUUUUCGUCACUCGCUCAGAGCCUUCGCGAUUUCCACCCACCGCUGGACAAAGUGGACAUUCUAUGGGAAACUUACUGCCAAAACAUUGCGCCGAUAGUCCCAAUUUUCCACAACCCCAGCUUGAAGCCGAUCCUCUACCAUGGCGCCAAUAAUCUUGAUUCGUUGGACAAGAACACAGAGGUCAUGAUGCUAAGUAUUUACUACACGUCUAUUGCCUCCAUGAGUGCUUCGGAAUGCCUUUCCCGUCUGGGCGAAACCCGGGAUGUUGCACUGGGUCGUUAUAGAUUCGCGGUAGAGCAGUCUCUGGGCCGGGCUAAGGUUUUACAUUCAAGGAACUUUUCCCUUCUCCAGGGCCUAGUUCUAUUCCUGAUGUGUGUGAGGCAACAAGAUGACUCUCGUUAUGUGUGGACAAUGAUAUCUAUUGCAUAUCGCAUCGCUCAGGCACUGGGUCUUCAACGUGACGGAACCCACUUUAAUCUACCGCCGUUCGAAACAGAAAUGCGACGCCGCUUGUGGUGGCACAUUUGUAUCUUGGAUAUCCGGUCUUCCGAAGAUCACGGCUGCGAUCCAUUCAUUCACGAAACUUCAUAUGAUACCCGCUUACCAUUGAAUAUCAACGACGAGGACAUAGCCCCGGAUUCCAGUGAAGCUCCCGAGGAGAGGGAGGGCUGCGCUGAGACGUCAUUCUUUUUGAUUCGAUGCGAGAUUGCUGUUGCUAAUAGACGACUCAGUUUUACACCACCAAAUGCUUCGUGCAGGAUGAUGGCUUCUAGCUAUUCAAUAGCUGAUCGUGAAGAGCUCAUUAAUAAGCUCAGCACGAAUCUGGAAACCCGUUUUAUUCAACAUUGCGAUAUGACCAUCCCCAUCCAUUGGGUUUGUGCAACAGUUUCCCGCCUGGUAAUUGCAAAGUUUUGGCUUAUGAUUCACCAGCCAAUGGUUCAACAGUCUCCAAAAAAUGCCAUAGCGAGAGAGACCCAUGAUCGGCUUCUGAUGACGUCUGUAGAGAUCCUUGAGUUCUCUCGUUUAUUGGAAACAAAUGUCAACACCACUAAGUGGAGCUGGCUGUUCAAGACACAUAUGCAGUGGCAUGCUGUUGCGUUUCUCCUCUCUGAACUGUGUGUCCGACCACUAUGCCCAGGGGUUGAUCGUGCGUGGAGAGCAAUUAAUUCUGUGUAUGAGGCCUGGAACAUACAUUCUGAGAAAAAAAACGACAUGCUUUGGCCGGCUAUACGCAAGCUGAUGGCGCGAGCGGUAAAAUUCCGUGAAAAGCAACUUCUUCAACUCUCCAUCCAACACGCAAAAGCGAGCAUUGAUAUCCAUGCCUCAUGCGCAACAACUCCAUCAACAGACCCAUCGAGCACGUAUCUGACCUCCUCCUCCUCACCACCGCAGUAUUUGUCCGAGCCAACCAGUUAUUCACAUUUAAACCCGGACAUGCAGAUAGAUAAUGCCCCUCUUACGCAGAACUAUAAUUUUGGGGCCGGUCCGCAGUUGGGCACCACCCCAACGGGCCAGUGGGCGGAUCCCACGGCGAUCCCUCUGAGUAUAUCCCAGCUCGAUACUAGUAUACUAUCAUCUGCCUCGCCGUCGUGGUCUGAUUGGGACCAAUUAGUCCGCGAAUUUCAACUGGAUGUCGCCCAAAGCCGCCAAGCAAAUGCUCCCGUUGUGCCAGGAGGGGUAGUUCUCCCCGAUUGGUUUGAAUAA
Molecule: messenger RNA, 2496 nt
Organism: Arthroderma uncinatum
Lineage: Eukaryota; Fungi; Ascomycota; Eurotiomycetes; Onygenales; Arthrodermataceae
Product: fungal specific transcription factor domain-containing protein
Exons: 2
Coding region: 1-2496 (831 amino acids)
Biological process (GO): regulation of DNA-templated transcription; DNA-templated transcription
Molecular function (GO): DNA-binding transcription factor activity, RNA polymerase II-specific; zinc ion binding; DNA binding
Source: RefSeq, a predicted model, not a curated record